This is a messenger RNA of Penaeus monodon (black tiger shrimp), 1577 nucleotides long. It is a transcript of the gene Nfs1, whose product is annotated as cysteine desulfurase, mitochondrial-like. The transcript is spliced from 9 exons. Gene Ontology annotation, biological process: [2Fe-2S] cluster assembly. The record is from RefSeq and is a predicted model, not a curated record. Gene Ontology annotation, cellular component: nucleus; cytosol; mitochondrion. Lineage: Eukaryota; Metazoa; Arthropoda; Malacostraca; Decapoda; Penaeidae. The coding region runs from base 92 to 1441 and encodes 449 amino acids. Gene Ontology annotation, molecular function: cysteine desulfurase activity; pyridoxal phosphate binding.
CGCCGCCCGCAGACGCCCGCAGACGCCGCCCGCAAGCCGCCCGCAGCCCCCACACCGCCCUCCGCGCAGCCCCCGCCCGCGCGAGCCACCCAUGAUGCUGGCCCACUCGGCGCUGGCCAGCUCGGUCCGCUCAGGCCUGAGGAAUGCCUUUAAGGGAAGGACUGCAGGCUUGUACGCAAGAUUCCUGGGUUCUUCUUCAGUUCGAAAUGUGGCAGUGGAGCAAGAAUCAGAAUUGCGUCCCUUGUACUUAGAUGCCCAGGCAACCACACCAUUAGACCCACGUGUACUAGAUGCUAUGCUACCUUAUCUUACACACCAAUAUGGAAAUCCUCACUCUCGCACUCAUGCCUAUGGUUGGGACAGUGAGAAAGCAAUGGAAAAAGCUAGACAGCAAGUUGCUGAACUCAUUGGAGCAGACAAGAAAGAGAUUAUAUUUACAUCAGGGGCCACAGAGAGCAAUAACAUUAGUGUCAAAGGUGUUGCCAGAUUUUACAGGUCUAAGAAACGCCAUGUGAUCACUACUCAAACUGAACAUAAAUGCGUCUUAGACUCCUGCCGUGCUCUUGAAAACGAAGGCUGGGAUAUAACCUAUCUUCCAGUACAAUCGACAGGUCUGAUUUCUCUUGAAGAAUUAGAAGCAUCCAUUAGACCUGAUACUGCUCUGGUGUCUGUUAUGAUGGUUAACAAUGAAAUUGGGGUUGUUCAGCCUGUCAAAGAGAUUGGUGCAUUGUGCCGCUCUCGCAAGAUAUUUUUCCAUACAGAUGCUGCUCAGGCUGUGGGUAAGAUACCCAUCAAUGUGAAUGAACAGAAUAUUGACCUAAUGUCUAUUAGUGGCCACAAAAUUUAUGGGCCGAAGGGCAUUGGUUGUCUGUACGUCCGCCGACGCCCAAGGGUACGUGUAGAGGCUUUGAUGAGUGGCGGUGGGCAAGAACGUGGCAUGAGAUCUGGAACUGUGCCAACCCCUCUUGUCGUUGGCUUAGGUGAAGCAUGUGAAAUUGCAAAGAAAGAGAUGGAGUAUGAUUCCCAGUAUAUAAAAAAGCUGUCAGACACACUGGUCCACUCCAUUAUGUCAAGAGUACCCAAUGUCAUCAGGAAUGGUGAUACAGAACACACAUACCCUGGCUGUGUAAAUCUCUCCUUUGCUUUUGUAGAAGGUGAAAGUUUGCUAAUGGCGCUGAAGGAUGUAGCACUCUCCUCAGGAUCAGCUUGCACUAGUGCCUCUCUGGAGCCUUCAUAUGUUUUAAGGGCCAUUGGAACAGAGGAGGACCUGGCACACUCAUCCAUUCGGUUUGGCAUUGGACGAUUUACCACAGAGAAAGAAGUUCAGUACACGGCUGAUAAGUGUGUGGAACAUGUGAAAAGACUAAGAGAAAUGAGUCCUCUGUGGGAAAUGGUCCAAGAAGGCAUUGAUCUGAAGAGUAUCCAGUGGUCACAGCAUUAACACAUAUAACAAAAGCAUUUCCUUGUAGCCAGUUUUACUAUAUUUGUUUAUUGUUUUGAGAUUAAAAUUAAAUUGUAAAUUGUAUGCGUGUGUGUGUGUGCAUGUGUCUGUGUGUGCUCGCAUUUGCACAGAAAUG